Messenger RNA from Nezara viridula (southern green stink bug), 2483 nucleotides. The record is from the annotation of a GenBank genome assembly. Lineage: Eukaryota; Metazoa; Arthropoda; Insecta; Hemiptera; Pentatomidae.
CAUGCUUUGCCAUGUUGGCUCUGUAACAGCUGUUAAAUGUUUUUAACCUUCCACAUCAAAGAUUUGUUUCAGUGAAACAGACUUUAUUUUAUUAAGUUCGUUUUAUAAAUAAUACAAAAAUGGUUUUAGCAGAUUUAGGAAGAAAAAUUACGGAUGCGUUGCGUUCAUUGAGUAAUGCUACAAUUAUAAAUGAAGAAGUUUUGGCGUCUAUGCUGAAAGAAGUAUGUGCUGCAUUAUUAGAAGCUGAUGUAAAUAUUCGUCUAGUAAAAAAGUUACGUGAAAAUGUCAGAGCUGUUAUUGAUUUUGAUGAGAUGGCUGGGGGGCUUAAUAAAAGACGAAUGAUACAGAGUGCUGUUUUUAAAGAAUUAGUAAAACUUGUUGAUCCAGGUGUGAAGGCAUUUCAACCUACUAAAGGAAAGCCGAAUGUUAUUAUGUUUGUCGGUCUUCAAGGUUCAGGAAAAACUACUACUUGUACUAAACUAGCUUAUCACUAUUUAAAAAAAAAUUGGAAAGCCUGUCUUGUAUGUGCUGAUACAUUCCGUGCUGGUGCCUACGAUCAAUUAAAACAGAAUGCAACUAAGGCGAGGAUUCCAUUUUAUGGAAGUUACACUGAAAUUGAUCCUGUUGUUAUUGCUCAAGACGGUGUGGAUAUGUUUAAAAAAGAAGGGUUUGAAAUAAUUAUUGUUGAUACCAGUGGCCGACAUAAGCAGGAAGAAUCUCUCUUUGAAGAGAUGUUACAAGUUUCUAAUGCUAUUAGACCAGAUAAUAUUAUAUUCGUGAUGGAUGCCACAAUAGGUCAAGCUUGUGAAGCCCAGGCAAAAGCCUUCAAGGAAAAGGUAGAUGUAGGAGCUGUAAUCAUUACCAAGUUGGACGGGCAUGCAAAGGGUGGUGGUGCCCUUAGUGCGGUUGCAGCUACAAAUAGUCCCAUUAUAUUUAUUGGUACUGGAGAACAUAUUGAUGAUCUUGAACCGUUUAAAACAAAACCCUUUAUAAGUAAACUUUUGGGAAUGGGUGAUAUAGAAGGUCUCAUUGAUAAAGUUAAUGAACUAAAACUUGAUGAUAAUGAAGAAUUAAUUGAAAAAAUUAAACAUGGUCAGUUUACUAUGCGAGAUAUGUAUGAACAGUUCCAAAACAUCAUGAAAAUGGGACCAUUUUCUCAGAUUAUGGGAAUGAUUCCUGGAUUUAGUCAGGACUUUUUGUCUAAAGGCAGCGAGCAAGAAUCAAUGGCCCGUCUCAAAAAACUCAUGACAAUUAUGGACAGUAUGAAUGAUGGAGAACUGGACAAUAAAGAUGGAGCUAAGUUGUUUUCUAAGCAGCCUGGGAGAGUAAUAAGAGUGGCACAGGGUUCUGGGGUCACAGAAAAAGAAGUUAAAGAUCUUAUUACCCAGUAUACUAGAUUCGCUGCUGUUGUGAAAAAAAUGGGUGGUAUCAAGGGCUUGUUUAAGAAUGGAGAUAUGGCCAAAAAUGUUAAUCAGGUCCAAAUGGCAAAACUUAAUCAACAAAUGGCAAAAAUGAUGGAUCCUAAGGUUCUUCACCAAAUGGGCGGGAUGCCAGGAUUACAAAAUAUGAUGCGGCAACUUCAGCAAGGAGCCAGUGGUGCAACUGGAGGUCUGAGUAAUCUGUUAGGAGGGAAAUAGAAACCAAUCUGCUAAAACAUAAAAUCUUUCCCUCUCUGAUGAGUCUUCAAACAUGACUACAUUAUUUCAGUGAAAGGAGAAUUGAAUUGUUACUAAAGUGUGCAAAGUGUAUAUAACAAUCAUUCUAAAUAAUUUUUUAUUUUAUUUUAUUUUUUUUACCCUCUCCUGAAGAUAUCGAAUAAUUUACUUUCACGAAAUGGUUAGGUAUGAUUGUGUAAGAGUUAAUAAUAUUUUUUUACAUUUUUAUGGAUUUUUAUUUGUAUGUAUUAAAUCAUGCAUAAUAGCAUUAUUGCUGAGUAUCAUGUGUUUUCAACCAAUUUUAUUAUUAAUACCCUCUGGUCUUUUCUUCUUUAGCUCAACGUUCAAAUAAAAGUUUUUUUGUUUUUUUUAAGAAAACAUAACAUUGAUAAACUACGGUAUAGGAUAUAGACUGUAAUCAUAUUGUGAUAAUAGCAUGUAUGUUGCGAAACAUUUUUGUUAAAAUAGUCAAUAUUCAUUAAUCACCUUAGAUGAAGUGCCUUUUGGUUUGUUUUUUUACCAACAUUUAAAUGUAUUAUACUACUAAAAAGGAAAGUACUUUGUUUUUUAGAUUUCUACUCCAUGUUGGUUUGUCUAAUAAUUUAAAAGUAUGACACAUGUAAAUUUUUAUCUUGUUAUAGUCAUUAGAUUUUAAAUUUUGUUAGAAAGUGUGAAAUUACAAUUAUAUCUAUUACUAAUAACUUUUUGAAAACAGAAAAAAAAAAGAUUAUUUAAAAUAAGGGUAUUCAUAAUAAAAAAAGAAAUGGAAAAAGAUGUAUGAAAAACUAAUAAUUUGAAAAUGAAGUAAUAAUUUAUAGUUGAUAUACC